Messenger RNA from Umbelopsis ramanniana AG, 2585 nucleotides. RefSeq lists its product as uncharacterized. Gene Ontology annotation, molecular function: sphingomyelin phosphodiesterase D activity. Gene Ontology annotation, biological process: ceramide biosynthetic process; sphingomyelin catabolic process; glycerophospholipid catabolic process. The transcript is spliced from 7 exons. Bases 163 to 2424 code for a protein of 753 amino acids. The record is from RefSeq and is a predicted model, not a curated record. Lineage: Eukaryota; Fungi; Mucoromycota; Umbelopsidomycetes; Umbelopsidales; Umbelopsidaceae.
AUCGAUCUCUCAAUUGAAAUAAUUAUACUUUGAAAUGGCCCGUGCUUUAGUGAAGCACGCUAUCCUGCCGUUUGCCAGAGAAAAAUUUCCAGUCUUCGAGUGAAAGACCUUUGUGUGCGCAUAAUUUUUUUGGCGCUGGUUUCUCGCGUGGGCAAGCCCAACAUGGCAGAUCUUACCACCCUCAACUAUAAUGACAUUAUAGGAACGUGUAAUAGAUUGAAAAGCUUUUUUGCGCAAUACACAUCCAUCAUAAUCGAUGCUAGCAACGGCAUUGCAAAGACAUUUCACGCACAGCUGCCAAAGAUUCUAGCAGAGAUCUUUGGAUCAACUACAAAACGUGGAUGGUUGCAAAUAGCGACGACAAAGCAAGAGGACAAAGCUGUCUAUGAGCUACUCGAGCCAAACGGUCCUUUCUUUACGUGUAUCUUACAAAUGCAAUAUCAACGCCAUUUUGCAUAUGAGAUCCUCCCUAAUAAGCUUCCUGCCAACAUCCAAGCAUUCUUCAAGCCAAGCGCAUAUCACCUCCUGCCUCCCAUAUAUUCCGACCGAAUGCAGACCUAUUCUCCAGAACAGAUGUCGUUUACCGACAACUCAAAUCCGUUCCAUGCCUCUCGGCAACUUUCUGCGUCACAAGCAGCCAUGGGACGCCGUAUAGCAGGAGCCAGUACGGGUGUCACCGACAUCAAGCUCACCUUCUCUGCCUAUGAAUUUUUUAUUUUCAAUUUUUUACAUGGCGCUAUAUGGAACACCUACAAGCAAGAGAUGGCAAAGCCACUUCCUCAUAUGACAUUUCCUACCCAGGCAUUUGGAGCGCGCCCUGCAUUUCCUCCUAGUAAACCAGCACAACCACAACCAAAAUGCAUGCUAAACACAAUGUACGCGCCGUUAUUGGAAGCCUAUGUAGCGUGGGCAUUGCCUACAUCGGCUGGUGGGAUGAAGGCAAGGAAGGAAGAAUCCAACUUUUUCUUUCAAGCUGCUUCUGAAGUGUGGGUCAAUGAAACAAUUCCAAAUUACGGACAAAGGCUUGCGGAUGAAGUGCUUUUUUGCAUUGCCACACUGUCGAGAGCGAUCAUGCAACAAGAUCUCAGGAAAGCGACAUCUGUGGGCAAAUUUCAUACCAAUGCUGACGUGAUAUCCUUCGCUUAUACUUCAAUGAAAGAUUGCAUGUAUAUCUGGUUAAAGGAGGCGAUUAAGAACUGGCCAUUAGAGGACUCGUUUUUGGAGAUUGUCAAUCUUUGGAGUAUUUGGGCCGCACCUUGGCGAUUUGGAGAUCCAGCUCGCAGUGAGGCAGACGACAAAACUAAACCUAUUGAAGAAGGAUGGGGACUGUAUAUAGCACACAACUUCUUGUUCUAUCAUACACUCGUGGAACUACUUUUGCUUAGAUCUGCAAAAUAUGGAUACGCGGAAAACGCACCACGGUACCACUAUGUCAUUCGUAGUGUAGCAACAAGAUACAGGGACAAUGGGUCAGUGAAAGGCGAAGUUCGCUCACUUCUUCGGCUGGUUAAUGUGCUUUCACUGGAAGGAAUUGUACCACUUCUAUCUGAGAUCGAGCAGGCUCUCACGACUCAACUAAAUGCACAAACAAGCACCCGCCAAGAUCUUGGUAUUCAAUCCCCAAUAUUAGCUCAAGUCGAUCCCGCCAUUUCAGCUAUCUUACCGGAACUACGAUCUAAUAUGGCUGUGUUAGAAGGGCCUGAAUGGUCACCGCCAACGAUGUAUUCGAAAUAUAUGCCUAGCGCCAAGAAUCCCAUCGACGAUGCACUAUUGGCUCUGAAGCAAUCGAUAUAUCUACGGUUCUCAAUGCUUCCAAAACAACAAGCAGCAGGAUCCAGUAGUGGCGACUCAAAUUGGAGGAAUAUUGUGGCUACGACAUCACAUGUAGCACCUAUGAGUCGUGCUUCGCUUAGUCCUGAGGCAGCCUCACGUGUGAGAAAGCAAGCUACUGAAAUGCAACGUCUAGCUCAAUCUUUAGGCACAAUGUUCAAUAUACCAGCUGCUGAACUGGAACAUUUAGCGCUAGCUGGUUCCAUCGAUGAUGAUGCAGCGGCCAGGCAACUCCAAUCCAGGAAGGGACCGGUACGGACACUCUUUGCAGAAAUCUCACAACAAGUUCGACAACGUGGAUUCCUCAGCUCUGAAGGCAAAAAGGAGGUUCAAGAAGGUUUACGAAAAUGCAGCAACCUUGAUGUUCCAGCCCUUGGUCCUCGAGCAGAGCACAUGGUUCGAUCCUACGAAGUUGCCAUUCUUAUACCAUACGUUGUAUGGUUUGACAGGCAUCUCAACAGAUAUUAUCAACGCUUUGUUCCAGAGACUUCGACAGUCUUUCCACCACGGCUUACUAUUCGGCCAAUAGCAGCUUGGAUCAACCUUGCUUACUUGCUACUUAUCAUACUAUUGUGGAGAUGGCUCUUCAGCUAGAGAUAUACAGCCAGGUAUUUUAGACUGGUAUCAUUCUUAGAAACUAUAGCAUGAAUUUGAAACACGCACAUACGGGUAUUCAUUGUAUCUUGUGGGAUUAAAAAGUCAAACAUCCUCGUGGAUCAAACAAGCACUUUCAGUGUUGCAUGCGAAAUACUGCU